Messenger RNA from Anas platyrhynchos (mallard), 6706 nucleotides. RefSeq lists its product as uncharacterized. Gene Ontology annotation, molecular function: RNA binding. Lineage: Eukaryota; Metazoa; Chordata; Aves; Anseriformes; Anatidae. Gene Ontology annotation, cellular component: nucleoplasm. The record is from RefSeq and is a predicted model, not a curated record.
AGUUUCAUCGCUACUGGCAGGUCUGAGGGCGGCCGUUCCCCGGAGCGCCUCAUCUGGCAGGCAAUAAGCAUCUGCCCGCCAAGUAACGCCUCCGGCGAGCAAUCGAGUUCGCCGCUAGAGCGUCUGAACACUGGGACGCUCUGGCGAGCGCCGCACAUUCUUCUCUGUUGUCUGGUCCGUCUCUUUGGCUGCGUGUGACACUGUCGCGAGCGGAGCGGUCGUGCGGACUCCGCCAUGAUGAACAGCGGAGGAAUCGGAAUGCCGCUGGGUUUUCCUUUGGGCCCCACAUCUGUCAUCCAGGUCACGAACCUGUCCUCGGCGGUAACCAGUGAGCAGAUGCGGACUCUCUUCGGUUUCCUGGGAGAUAUUGAGGAGUUGCGUCUCUAUCCCCCAGACAACGCACCUCUUGCUUUUUCUUCCAAAGUAUGUUAUAUUAAGUUUCGUGAGGCAUCAAGUGUUGGUGUGGCCCAGCAUCUAACUAACACAGUUUUUAUUGACAGAGCUUUGAUAGUUGUGCCCUGUGCUGAAGGUAAAAUCCCAGAUGAAGCCAAAGCCCUUUCUCUAUUGGCACCUGCUCCUACUAUGACAAGCCUGAUGCCUGGUGCAGGGUUGCUUCCUAUACCUACACCAACCCCUUUGACUACACUCAGUGUUUCACUUGGCAGUUUGGGGGCAAUAUCAGCAGCAUCAUUGGACCCUAACAUUACAGCACUGGGAGAAAUACCACAGCCACCAGUUAUGGGGAAUGUGGAUCCAUCCAAAAUUGAUGAAAUCAGGAGAACUGUCUAUGUUGGAAACUUGAAUUCACAGACUACAACAGCAGAUCAACUGCUUGAAUUCUUUAAACAAGUUGGAGAAGUCAAAUUUGUGCGAAUGGCAGGUGAUGAGACACAACCAACACGGUUUGCUUUUGUGGAAUUUGCAGACCAAAAUUCUGUACCACGAGCUCUUGCCUUUAAUGGAGUUAUGUUUGGAGACAGGCCACUGAAAAUAAACCACUCCAACAAUGCAAUAGUGAAGCCUCCUGAAAUGACGCCACAAGCUGCUGCCAAAGAACUGGAAGAAGUGAUGAAGAGAGUAAGGGAAGCCCAGUCUUUCAUAUCUGCUGCUAUUGAGCCAGAGUCUGGAAAGAGCAGUGAAAGAAAAGGCAGUCGAUCUCGUUCCCAUUCUCGUUCAGAAUCCAGGUCUAGCUCAAAAUCCCAGUCUAGAAGGAAAAGAUCACAUUCAAAACACAGGAGUAGAUCUGGUAACAGAUCAAUCUCAAGACACAAGGACCGAUGCAAAUCCAGAAGUCCUCUGAAAAAACGGUCUAGAUCUAGGGAAAGGCAGAAAUCAAGUAGUCGCUCUCAUUCUCGGGAAAAUAAGAGAGACAAAGAAAAGGUCAAGGAAAAAAAGACCAAAGAAAAGGAGAAAGAGAGAGAUGGAGAGCGAAACAAAGAUCGAGAGAGUGUUGGAGACAAGGAUAAGGACCAAGAUAGGGACAGAGACAAGGAAAAGGAGAAAGAUAAGGAGAAGGAAAAAGACAGGGAAGAAGUACACCAGAACAAGGAAAAAGAAGAUAUUAAGGAAGGGGGGGUAAAAGACAGAGAGAAGGUGAAGGACAAAGAGGGAGAUAAGGAUAAAGGAGGGGACAAAGAGAAAGAUAGAGACAAAGAAAAGGAAAAAGAUGGGGAUAAGUUGAAGGAGCAACAAAAAGGAACAGAUGAUGAAAGAAAGAAAGAGAAGCGAUCCAGAACACCCCCAAGAAGCUAUAGUUCUUCAAGAAGAUCUUGCAGCUCCAGCAGAGAAAGACAUAAAAGGAAGAGUAGAAGUCCUUCCAAGUCUCCUAAAACAUCCAAAGCAACAAAAAGAAAGUCUUCGCAAACUCCUUCUCCAAUAAGAAACAAGAAAGAAAAAAAAAGAGAAAGGGAUACAAAUAAUGAAAGAAGAGAGAGAGAAUGUUCCACCUCCAAGAAAAAAAGUGAUAAAGAAAAAGGUAGAAAGGAGCAAUCUGACCAAAGCACCACUACUUUGAAGGACAAAGAUCACAAGGAUCAAAAUUCAGAAACUGUCAAGGAAGUAGACAACAGAGAUACACAAAGGACAGAUAAAAUCAAAUUACAACAGAAUGGGAACUCUCAACCAAAUGAAGAAAGCCUCUCAAUUAAAAUGGAAGAGGUUUAGAGCAAAGAAUGGACGUUUGACUCAACUAAGGAAUGAAAUCCAAAUAUUUUUAUUUCCCAGAAUGAGGAAGAAAAUGUCAAAACAAUCAACUUGAAUAUGUUGAUAGUACUAGUAGCUCUUCCAAUUCUUUUGAUAACUUUUUUGUCGUCAUACUCUAAAGCAAGAGAGCACGGACCAGUAGUUAUACCAUAAAAAGGCAGAUGUUAUCAGAACUAUUAGUCUAAAAAUACAUGCAUUUCUGUGAUGGCUGUACUUAUUUGUAAAAUGAUUUAUGUUAAGUCUUGUUGUAAGCUAUUCCAAAUAAAUAGAAACUCAAAGAUGUAAACCUGUCCUAUCAAAAAAAGUUGAUAUGCAUUGAAGGUUGUUUAAAAUAUUGCUUGUUGAUGAAUUCUGUAUUGUCUUACCUUAUAGGUUAAAAAAUCCACAAAAACAAUAUGUACUGUUUAUUCUUGGAAGUGGUGUGUAAGUAUAUAUAUUUUCUUUUGUUGCAAAUGGCAACUAUAGAAAAAGGGUUUUUAAACAUAAACAAAGUUUUAUGGUUAUGUUUAAUGCCCACUGACUGCUAUGUUUUUCAUUUGCUGAUUGCUUGAGUUUCUUGGGGUUUAUUAUUUAAAACAAUUUCUUACUAAUAUUCCUAAAACAAAUAUUUCUUUUAAAGUAUUUGAGAAGUGCAUGCUACUUUCCUGUUCUUAAAAGGAAUAUUGUGAUAUUAUAGAUAAUAGGUUAGCUUAUUGGAUUAUUUUGGGGUUUGGUUUUGUUGUUUUCUUUGCUCCUUCCAGAAGUGAGCACACCUGUAUGAUAUUAUCAGACGUUAUAUCUUUGUUUUGAGACAUACUGCAGUGUCUGUUCAGUUGCAAAUAGUACAGGUGCCACUAUGAAAAUAUUUUUUUUAUUAAAAAAAAAAAACAACAAACGAGAGCACAAGCAAAAGCUUUAGUGCCUUCUUAAAAUGUGGUAUUUUCUAGAAAUAUAUAUGUGAUAAUACUCCUUUUCAGCUAAAUCUUACAUGUUCUCUUUUGCUAUUUUGCCAUCACCAUACUGUAGACAAGACUAAGUGAUUUGUCAGAAUGGUUGCUUAAUUCACUUGUUAAAAUAUUUAAGUUCCAUUUUUAUUUUUUUAUUUUUAGAAGAGAUUUAUAGGUGAAAGCAAAGAUUAAUUUUGGGGACCACCAGUGUACUAAAGUAGCAUCUGAAUACAAAGUAUUUUUUGAUCACCUACAUCAGACAGCCCUUUAGACAUUUGAUCUACAUUUGGAUGGCUUUAAUCAUUACCUCUCCAUCAUUUUCUCUAAUACCUGUUGAGUGAUAUCAAAGGAAUUGUACUGAUGGGGGGACAAAUAAUUUGGGGAAAAAUGUUCUAAUUUACAAAGGAUUUGUAUGGUAGGUUUUGUGUUUUUUUUUUUCAUUCUUUGGGGAGAAAGCAUGUAAGAAAGAGAAUGAAAAGCAAAUAUUUUUGUCAAGUCAAAAUAUGACUUGUGCUAUUUGAACUAAUCAGUUUCAUCAUUGUGAGAUGUCUUAAAGUCAUAUCUUUAGAACUUGUACCUAAUCAAGUAGAUUAUUUUUAAUACAACUUAAUGCAAUCAAAUGACUAUAUUGCCUUAAUUCAUGGGAAGAAUUUAUUUCAGUUAAAAGCAAGAAACAAAACAAACAACAACAAACAAAACCAACAGUUUCUUUUCAUUUGCAUAGUUAAUUCUUAUGGAAGGAAAAUCAAAACACAGUAAAGGGAAUGAGAAAUAAGCCCAAUUUAUAAGGUAAUGAAACCCAAUUUGACAGUGAAGCUGAUUAAUUGUUCUUAUUUUUUGUAGGAUUUAAUGUUCUUGCCACUGUGUCCAUUUAAGACUAGAAAGUGCUUUACCGUAUAAAGUAUAGACAGUAAUUUUUGUAAUAUUUAAGCCAUAUGCUGUUGGCUGGUAAACAGCUUAUUCUGAUUAAAAAAUAAAUAAAUCUGUAUGCUUAUGGAAAGACUGUGAAGUAUCAUGUCUUGCAACAACAGCUGUCUUAUAAUGUGUAAGUAGCAUAAAGCAAAGAGAUUGUAUACUUGUUAUCUUUGGCACCGUUUCACUAAUAAAAUUAGGUAUUUUAGAGGGAAGUUUCUGUUGGCAUGUACAUAUUAAAGGAAUAAUUUUAGUUGAUCAUCUGGUCUUAUUCAGGUAGUUAUUUUGAUUUGAAAUGUGGAUACAAGUGAAAAUAUACAUAUAUUAUUUAUAAUAUCUUAAAAAAGCUAAGUUUCUCCUCUGAGAGAAAUUAGAAUUCUUGGAGCAUAUUGUGUUUCAGUUACUUAGUUUGAUUUCCUGCAUUUUGUUAUUCUAAAAUUGCAUAGCUUUACUAUAUAGCAGUUACAUAAUUUAAUAUGUAAAGGAUUGUGCACAGAAAAGUAUAAGAAAAAAUACCUUAAAAAAAUGAUAAUUAAGGAUGGCAGCCUUACUAGCUAAUUUAUCACAUGUAAGUCCAUAUGCAACAUAUUAUGUCAUAUUCUGUGUGAAUUAAAGGUUAGUUUAGAAAAAAGUUUUAAAGACCAAAAGGAGGGGGGGAGGAAAUACACCAAAUACACACACUUACUCCACACCCCAAGCCAUACCUUUAUAUUUUCUAGUUUUGCUUUGCACAUACUUUGCAGAUUUGUGAGGGUUGUUAAGUUAUAUGUAUUUGUAUUAGGGGGUUUACAGUUCUCCUCUUCCUAAAAUGCUGCCACUAGAGAACUAAUGUUCUGCAAAACACCUGUCUCCAUAGAGGUAGAUCAUUUUUAAAUCAGUAGUGUAGCACAGUAAUGAAGUUCAUGCUUGCUUCACCAGGAUUGUGUAAAUUAAUUGUGUUUGUGCUUGCUCCACACAUUAAAUGUGUCUAUCUUUCACUGGAAGCCCAUUAUCUUCAUUGUAAUAAGUUUGCAUGCUGAGCUCCAAUGUCAGGUUGUUUGGGUUUGCACUUUAUAAAAUAGAUGAAAUUAAGCAAAGAUUUUGAGAACAGCAUAAUUCAUUAUAGCUGUAGUGUUUUUAAAUGUAAUUUUAUUUGAGUCGGCCUUUAAUUGAAAAUGUUGUGACUCAUAAGUCAGCUCAGAAAAGUAACAAUAUGGUGCCAUUUUGCUAAGAGCAUUUAAAGCACAUAUGCAGAAGCUUCCAUUAAUGACCACAGUUAUUUCAUAACUGUUUCUGGAUAACAGAUAGGAUUUUUCUUUGGAUUUUAAAAGGGGAAGGUAGAAGAAGACAGUUGUUGGUGGAUGAAACAGGAAUCCAAGCUCAAAAUAGAGGUGACUGUUACUCAAAUAAAUUCAGUGAAGUCAAUAAGUUUACACAGGUAUGAGGGAUGAAAAUAAGCUCACAAACAUUGAUAUUAACAUGGUGUUAAAAAACAAAAACAAAAAAACACCACUUUUCCAGAUUUCAGAAUUGUAACUAAGUGGGGGGGACGACAUCUCAUUUGGAAACUAGAAACAUCGAAAGAAUGCCUGAGAAACUGGUGAGAUAUGGGUUCUGUCUACUCAUUAGUCACCUGCUAAUUUUUGAUAGCAAUUUCAGAUAGAUACAUCUAGCUUUAAAUUAGUCAGCUGGCUAACAGCAGCAACCUGCACACAGCUUGGUUCUAGAAUGAACUGACCUCUUGAGUGAAUUUACUCUGCUGCUAAAAAGAUAAAUUCUGCAGUCUGUAUCAUGCUCUGCGUUGUUUGUUAUUUGUUUGCUAGUUUUUCACCACAGAUGCAUCUAAGGCAAAACUUGGAGUUAAUUUGGAACUCUGCAAAUCUAUUUGUUAUAUGGUAGCUUCUCUGUGUUGCCUUUAGCUUUUACUGACACUUUGUAAUGGUUAUUAGAUUUAGGGAUUCUUUGUUAUUUUUCUUCUGGUUUAAGCAAGAGAUAAGUAAAGGCGGCUUUAUAUGAUACAAAUUCUUAUGUACUGCAUAUGCGUCUUUAUUCGUGUUUUCAGACUUUUUUCAUUCAUGUGUAUGACCAUUGAAAGCAGUAAUACUAUAGUGAUGUGUGUAUUUUCUACUUGUAGGUCUGAAGCAUCUCUAAAUCACUCAGUUUGUAAUGAAACAAGAUUCGAGUUCAUGCAUUUUAAUUUUACUAUUCAUUCAUUUGGGAGAGAGGAGACUAAUCAUCUUGAUUUCCAUAAAUGUUAGUCUGAAAGUAGAAUUAUAACAGUAAAACAACUUCUACAUACGUGAAUUCUGAACAAUGGAGUAUUGCAAAUUGGGGCAUAUUAUGGGUCCAACAUACCACUUGGUGAUACUAAGUUUUAUGUCAAUGGAUUAUUGCCUUUGGCAUUGUCAUAAUCUUGAAAGUGUGAAUUGGACUUAGUGAUGCAUGCUCUGAUCUCUAAAUGGCCAAAAUGAUGUAAACUUAGUUAAGAUAGAUUUAGUUGUCUCACCAGAAAAUGGAGUGUGGACAGUUGAAAUCUGUAAAUACUGUUAGUGCUGUUACCUAAAGAGAAUCUAAAACUUAGUUUUUGUUUGCUAAUAUGUAAACAAACAAACAAAAAAGUUUUCAGCCUGUACCUUAGUUUUAUUUUUGUACGUUGAAAAGUAAUUAAAAUAAUAUUGAAAACAAAA